AUGCCUCUACACGUAUCUACACCCAUGAGUCUUCGUCAAAUACCAGCAGUUUCGACCCUGGCAACGAACCCAUCGAUCCAUAGCGCCGACACAGUCUACACCGCCUUGUAA
Messenger RNA from Plenodomus lingam JN3, 111 nucleotides. The record is from RefSeq and is a predicted model, not a curated record. Lineage: Eukaryota; Fungi; Ascomycota; Dothideomycetes; Pleosporales; Leptosphaeriaceae.